AUGGACGAAGACGACUUUGAGGACCUGCUCUUUGGAGACCCGGGCACGCCAAUGUGUCCAAGCGACAUGCUGCUCGAUGAAUCUAACGACGAUAUUCUCUUUUCUAAUCGACAUGCACAGUUCCACGAUUGGGAGUCAGCAGAUACCAUCAGUUCGCCUACUGUUCCUGGUGUGCUAUCUGGGGAGCACACACCCACGAACAGUGAAACCAAUGUUUACGAACAGCAUGGCCGCCAUACCGCUGAACCUACUCAGAGACCCGUUCGUGACAGGUACUGGGUGAUCGCUCGUAUUGAAGCCAUGCUAGAAAGAAUCGUUGACAAUCUUUUGGAACAACAUAAGUCGCUUACCAUAACCCUAAAAUCCCGUGCAAACUUUUCUCGUCGAAACGCUCCCAGUAAUGAAGGAGAUGGAUCAAUUCCCAAGCCCAAAGAGCGCGAUAUCAACUUCCCAGGCGCCAAUGCUCAAGAAGCCUGGAAAUUCACCGUGCUGUUACGCAUCCUGGAGCUCAUUCAUGGUAGUCUCCUUGACAAUACCAUGAUGACCAAGCGGGAUAUCUAUUAUCGACACCCCGAUCUAUUCGUCAAGCAGUCCGUUGUAGAUCGAUACGUAGAUGAUCUUGCAUGCACGUUUGGCAUUACUAGAUCACAACUCAAUGUGACUGCUGCUGCCAAAGGCUUAGUGGCUGGAAACUUCAAACUAGAGCAAGCCAACAACCUGUUUCAUAGAAUGAGCAGUAGUGAGGGCCUGCUCAUUCCUGUCGUUCGUGACAAUGAUAGUUGGGAUUUAACAGAGACCCAAUGGGUCCUCAUAAUUGAAAAGGAGGCGACAUUUCGAUCGUUGAUUGGAUCAGCGCAAUGGAGUAUGUUGGGCUUACACGGUGUGGUCGUAACUGCCAAAGGAUAUCCUGAUGUCGCUUCUAGGCAGUUCCUGCGCCAACUUGGGAACACUGCACCCCACAUUCCCAUGUUCGUUUUGGUUGAUCUUGACCCCGAUGGUAUCGCCAUUCUGUCGACGUACAAAUAUGGUUCUUACCGCCUUAUGCACGAAGACGUUGCACUCAUGAAUACGCCCGCACUGAGUCUGCCCAAUAUCCAGUGGCUGGGAGUAAAGAGAGACAACAUGAGUCUAAGUCUGGUAGGCGAGGACGGGGCAGAAAGGAAGAUGAUACAUCAACCACAAGGCCUAAUGAGGCUCACAAUGCGCGAUCGUACCAAAGCAAUACGAACGCUGGAGUGGGAUCUGUGCGGAGAAGAUGGACUUGAGCGAGGCUGGAGACAGGAGCUACAAUGGAUGCUCAUGCUCAAUAUCAAGGCUGAGAUGCAAGUCCUCGACGAGCUACCUGGCGGAUUGGUGUCAUGGCUGAGCGAUCAGCUUGGGCAUGCAAAUAAUUUACUGGUGACUGCUACAAAGACAGGCAGUGAUUGUUCAGACGACGGCAUGCUCUUCUAG
Bipolaris oryzae ATCC 44560 is the source of this 1452-nucleotide messenger RNA. RefSeq lists its product as uncharacterized. Gene Ontology annotation, molecular function: ATP binding; DNA topoisomerase type II (double strand cut, ATP-hydrolyzing) activity; DNA binding. Gene Ontology annotation, cellular component: nuclear chromosome. NCBI's taxonomy places the organism in Eukaryota, Fungi, Ascomycota, Dothideomycetes, Pleosporales, Pleosporaceae. The transcript is spliced from 8 exons. The record is from RefSeq and is a predicted model, not a curated record. Gene Ontology annotation, biological process: meiotic DNA double-strand break processing; reciprocal meiotic recombination; meiotic DNA double-strand break formation. Bases 1 to 1452 code for a protein of 483 amino acids.